GCCAGGGCCAACCUUAACUUCCUCUGACAUCAGUAAGACUAGGUUCUCACACAUUCUCCAUGCUUGACAUGAACAUCAUGGAGCCAUGUAUCUCCAAGCAGCCGAAAGUACUCUCAUGGGAUGACUACCUGAAGGUCGAGGCCGAGGCCGAGGCAACAAUCGACAGGAAUCAGCUUGAAAUCAUCGAGACCCCAUAUGCCAGACAUUACAACAAUCUAGUCGGUGGUUCACGUGUUCCCCGGACACAUCUUGACAUUUGUGUUCCGAAAAAACAGGCUGAAGAUCCUCAGCAAGCAGUAUGGCUCGUCUACAUCCAUGGAGGAGCUUGGAGAGACCCCAUGAUCGAUCGUAAGAGUUUCAACACUGCUCUGGAGUUGCUUCUCAAAGAUGACCGACCACACAACAUUGCUGGAUUUGUGACUCUCGACUAUCGCUUGUCACCCUAUCCAACACAUCCGACAUGUCCAUCUCUACCAGGAGAUCCAAGUCGAAAUGUACAACAUCCAGUUCACGUCGAUGAUGUCUACAACACUCUCGUGUUGCUCAUGGAUAAGACUCGACGCGACAUGUUGUUCGACAUUGAGAGAGGUGGCGCGUUCGGAUCUCCGGACCUUGACGGCAUAACGAAUGGCCGCUACGUUCUCUGUGGUCAUAGCUGUGGAGCAUCGAUCGCUGUGCAGGCUACCGCUCUGCUUGCCAAUGGUGCCUUGCGGCCACCAGUGGCAUUGCUCGGGAUAGAAGGCAUCUACGAUAUACCUGCCCUAGUGGCCACACAUACACAUCCAGCCUAUCGAGAGUUUGUCACAGCUGCUUUCGGCGAAGAAGAGAAGACAUGGGUCACGGCGAGCCCAGCCAAUAUUAGCUUGAAAAAGUGGGAAGGCAAUGUCAUGCUGGUCCAGUCUAACGUCGAUGAGCUGGUAGAUAUGCAGCAGACCGACUCCAUGGUUGAAGCACUCGUCAUGGGAGGAUGGCAACGUUCAAGCUCGACUGGGAAGGAGAACAAAGGCAAGCAAAUAUCAAAGGUUGUCAUCAACUGCCUGCACGAUGAAGUAUGGGAGGAGGGUACAGAGUUGGCAAAGGCGAUUCGGGACGGGACUGACAAGUCGUGGGUAACGCCAGCAGUCCAGAGGAUGAGAACCACUGGGGUGAAAAGUUGAGGGACUGCCAACAAAUGGCUGAAGGAGCCAAUUCACGAACUGAUUAAACAUGACGCAGAAUUGUAAUGGUCCGAUGUGAGCAGUCAUGUACAUAAUGCACACC
Messenger RNA from Aureobasidium subglaciale EXF-2481, 1260 nucleotides. RefSeq lists its product as uncharacterized. Lineage: Eukaryota; Fungi; Ascomycota; Dothideomycetes; Dothideales; Saccotheciaceae. Bases 60 to 1157 code for a protein of 365 amino acids. The record is from RefSeq and is a predicted model, not a curated record. The transcript has 2 exons.